UAUAAAUUCUCUUAUACAAAAAUAUUAUAAUUAUAUUUAAUUCAAACUAUAUAUAAUAAUGGACGUAUCAAACUUAUGCCGCAGUUGUAUGAAGGAAGUCGCAUCUUGGGAGAGAGAUAAUUUUGACCCUACAGCGAUCGAAAUGUUCACUUUCUGUACUAAUAUUAAGGUUACAGAUGAAGACAAGCUGCCGAGACAAUUUUGUUACGACUGCAUUAUCAAAAUAGAAUCCUCAUGCACCUACAUAAUGGAAGCUCAAAAAGUUAAUGUCACAUUAAAAAAUGUUGUAUCUCGACCCACCAGUGUCAUUGUAAAACCAGAGAGUCACAAUAAGAAUAUUGUUAAUACUACCACAGACAAUACUGGUGAACUUGAGUUAUCCGACUACAAAUUGAAUACCAUUGACAAUUUUGAUGAACAGGCCUUCUUUGAUAACAUAGACAAUCAGGAAGAGAACUUUAGUAACUGUAAUAAAACAGAAGAAAAUGAUACUAAUAUAAAAACAAUUGAUAAUGAAAACAGUAUAAAUGUGAAAGAAAUAGAGAAUGUUGAGGAAGCUAAGAGAAAAGAAGUUGUAGAAGAUACUAAUGUAAAUACCAUAGAAAAUGAAAAGAGUAUGAAUGUGAAAGAAAUGGAGAAUGUAGGGGAAACUAAGAAAAAUGUGUGUCCAGUGUGCAGAAAGGAGUUUAUGUCCAAAGUAUGGUUUGCUAAGCACAUGGAGAAUGAGCACACAGGGAAUAAAUAUGCCUGUACUCAGUGCCCUAAAACGUUUACUAAACGAUCUCAGCUGUCGUACCACGAGACCACACAUUCAGAAGAGCGGCAGUUCGAAUGCGCAGUACCCACUUGCGGGAAACGGUUCAAGAGACGGAAGCAGCUAGUGGCGCAUGCGAGGGCCCACGCUGACGCACGACCGUAUAGUUGCGACAAGUGCAACAUGAGAUUCAAAAUUAAAAGCAUACUAAAGUGUCAUAUGAAAGUACAUGAGGAGCAGAAACAGUAUUUGUGUUGCUUCUGCGGUUGGAGUUUCACUCAGGCGGGUAACCUGAAAGUGCAUAUGCGGAAGCACACCGGCGAGAAGCCGUUCUCAUGCGGCGAGUGUGGUUUCCGCGCGGCCGCCGCAUCGAACCUGCGGCGCCACCAGCGACGACAUACUGGACAACCAUCGCACGUAUGCACCUACUGCGCUAAGGGAUUCUUCGAUGCUAGCUCUCUGGCUCGGCACGGGCGUACUCACACACACGAGCGGCCGUACUUGUGCCCGGGCUGCUCUCGCAGCUUCUCCGACAGCUGGAAGCGGAAGUCGCAUAUCCUGCGCGUGCACCGACUCUCCCUCAGAGACGUGCCGCGCCUGCGCCGCGAUGGACGUCCACUCUGAGUCUACUACGUCACGCUGUAUGCCGGAUAGAU
Messenger RNA from Achroia grisella, 1410 nucleotides. RefSeq names its product zinc finger protein 771-like. NCBI's taxonomy places the organism in Eukaryota, Metazoa, Arthropoda, Insecta, Lepidoptera, Pyralidae. Bases 59 to 1378 code for a protein of 439 amino acids. The transcript has 6 exons. Gene Ontology annotation, molecular function: zinc ion binding; DNA-binding transcription factor activity; RNA polymerase II cis-regulatory region sequence-specific DNA binding. Gene Ontology annotation, biological process: regulation of transcription by RNA polymerase II. The record is from RefSeq and is a predicted model, not a curated record. Gene Ontology annotation, cellular component: nucleus.